UUCAUGACUCCUCCUGCUAGUGAAAACCUUUUUUUUUUUCCAUUUAAUGCACUGUAGUUACUGAAACAUUAAUCAAAGUUGAAUAAAAGCCUGCAUAGAGUUAGGCACUAAGACAGAGUAGGGGUAUUAUUAUUUAGUUUUUGGCAAAGGUUUGGAAAACCAUGAGAAGUGGAGAAGCCCUUGCACUGCUUAUAUGGAUGAACUGUCUGUUGGCUUGUUGCUACAAAGUCUUAGCCACUACUGAGUCACCUACUACUACAACAGUCACUUCUCUUUGGAAGAAAACUGAUUUCAAUGACAUCGAGAGCAAAUUUUCCCUUCGGACUCCAGAAGAACCAGAUGAGGACACCUGUUAUCUAAUUCCUGGCCAAGAGCAAACUGUUGAAAACUGCCAUUUCAACCAGACGAGCAAAACCUUUGUAGUAAUCCAUGGAUGGACUGUAACGGGUAUGUACGAAAGCUGGAUUCCCAAGUUAGUAGAUGCCUUAUAUAAAAGAGAGCCACACUCAAAUGUGAUUGUUGUAGACUGGCUGCAACGAGCACAACAGCACUAUCCAGUGUCAGCUGGUUAUACGCAACUGGUGGGACAGGAUGUUGCAAGCUUCAUAGACUGGAUUGAGGAACAGUUCGGUUAUCCAUUGGAUAACAUUCAUAUUUUAGGAUACAGUCUUGGCGCUCAUGCAGCAGGUGUUGCUGGUAGCUUGACAACUAACAAAGUCAACAGGAUAACAGGUUUGGAUCCAGCUGGUCCCACCUUUGAAUAUGCAGAGAUAUCGGUUACUUUAUCUCCUGAUGAUGCAGAGUUUGUAGAUGUUGUGCACACCUACAGCGUAGGAACUCCUGACCGCAGCAUUGGUAUUCAAAGGCCAGUCGGACAUAUUGACAUUUAUCCUAAUGGCGGAAGCUUUCAACCAGGAUGCAGCAUUGGAGAUACCAUACGGCUUAUAGCAGAAAAUGGAAUUCGUGGAAUUAUAGACAUGGACCAGAUUGUGAAAUGCUCCCAUGAACGUUCCAUCCACCUCUUCAUUGACUCUUUACUUCAUGAAGAGAAGUCAAGCAUGGCCUAUCGCUGCAAUUCAAAGGAAGCUUUUGAUAGAGGACUUUGUCUAAGCUGCCGUAAGAACCGCUGCAAUACUUUGGGCUACAAAGUCAACAAGGUCCGAGGAAAGAGAAGUGUAAAGAUGUACUUGAAAACAAAUGCCCAGAUGCCAUUUAAAGUAUUUCACUAUCAAGUAAAAGUGCACUUCUUUGCAAAGAGGAACUUCACUGUUACCAACCAACCAUUCUUGGUUUCUCUGUAUGGAACAAAGGGAGAAAGUGAAAACCGACCUCUCUCUUUAGCAGAAAUGUCCACCAACAAAACCUAUUCCUACUUGAUCUACACUGAACUUGAUGUAGGAGAACUGCUAAUGUUGAAGAUUAGAUGGGAGAAUGAGUCAUAUUUGGGCUGGGCAAACUGGUUCAAAACAUAUGCAUUUGAUGUGCAGAAAAUCAGGAUAAAAUCAGGAGAGCUGCAGAAAAAGCUAAUAUUUUGUCCUCAAAAUGGAGAACGUGCAACUAUCACAAGAGGGAAAGGACCCGUGGUAUUUGUGAGAUGUAAUGAACACUCCAACAUGAAGAAAGGAGACUGAUGUGAAAAUGAAUUUGCACUUUAAACCACAUGUCCAAUGUUAUUGAUGCUGUGAAGAACAUUCAAGUGACAUUUGUUACUACUAAAACUCUAUAUGCCCACCUACAAUGAAGUUCAAUCAAAGGGUGUUUCAUAUUGGGCACUUUUGCAUAGACAAGAGUUAACAAAUGGUUUCUUCGUAGAACAAUUACAGGAUCAAAGACUGAGCAACAAAAGUCAACUCUAGAUCAUCAACCCAUUCCAGGCUACCUGUGUAUUGUGGAUAUUUAUUUUGGUAAAAACAUUCUUUACAGCCAAAAGUAUUAUUGUAUAGUGUAUGCUUCUUUCAUACUGUAACAGCACCAGUUACACAUUUAAAUGACUUGAAAGCCAUAUCUGUGUUAAAGCAGAUGAGACAUCCACUCAAGUACUGUACCAAAACCAGAGACAUUCUGGACUAAACAACUAGUAAACAUCUCUACAUGAGUACCACCACAGAUAUAGGGGGAUAAUUAUCAAAAGUGGUGUCAAAUAAAACUGGCUUAGUUUCCCAUAGCAACCAAUCAUAUUCAAUCUUUUAUUUUUCAGAACCUCUUUAGAAAAUGAAAGGUGGAACAUGAUUGGUUGCUAUGGGCAACUAAGCCAGUUUUCCUUUACACCACUUUUGAUAAAUCUUCCCCAUAGAGUUAUAUGUUAUGCAAAGAUAUGUUUAUUUAUGUACUUUUUUGAAAUGUCCAUGCUAUAAAAAACAAAACUCCAAUAUAACUGCUUCCUACAAGCACAACUGUAUCAUUAGGGUAUGAACAUCAGAUUGAUUGGCUCACUUUUUCCCAUGCUUUUUUAAUUAUCUCUUCUAAAUUGCCAUACCCACUAUAUUCAUCAUUAUUCUAUAGGUAGGAGCUUAUGUUUUCUUUUUGCCACGUUGACAAUAUUUUAUUCCAGCACAUAGCAAAAAUUAGAAAAGUGAAAACAUGAAUAGUAAUCAUAAUUUAAAGGGGUUGUCCCACAAAAAACAUAUUCCAAAGUUUUCACCCCAACACCUGGACCUGGAUUUUAGUAUAGCCAUUGAGUUAUUGAAUAAAAUGUAUCUGUAUAGUUUUAUUAUUUUCCUUAUCUCUAUGUCCACCUCACUGUGGUGGAUGCACAUGCUCAGUUCCAUCCUGUAACUCUCUACUGAGCUGUGAUAAGGAGACAACUGAAGCAAAGAGGACACGCUCCCUGAGCUGCAGCAGAAAAGACACUUCCUUUGAGCUGCCUUC
Molecule: messenger RNA, 2868 nt
Organism: Bufo gargarizans (Asiatic toad)
Lineage: Eukaryota; Metazoa; Chordata; Amphibia; Anura; Bufonidae
Gene: LPL
Product: lipoprotein lipase
Exons: 10
Coding region: 162-1631 (489 amino acids)
Biological process (GO): lipid metabolic process
Molecular function (GO): apolipoprotein binding; lipoprotein lipase activity
Source: RefSeq, a predicted model, not a curated record